Messenger RNA from Mercurialis annua (annual mercury), 1586 nucleotides. RefSeq lists its product as uncharacterized. Lineage: Eukaryota; Viridiplantae; Streptophyta; Magnoliopsida; Malpighiales; Euphorbiaceae. The record is from RefSeq and is a predicted model, not a curated record. The coding region runs from base 258 to 1478 and encodes 406 amino acids. The transcript is spliced from 6 exons.
AUUUUCGGUAAUUUAAUUAAUUGUUAUUUAGGACAAUUAGUUGUUUGAUGUAGAUUGCGGUUUGUGGAUUGUAAUUUGCUUGCAGGACUUCCCUGAAAAAUGGGUGAUGCUCAUUUUUAGGGGAAGUGCUGCCCAAUUUUUUCUAGAAAUUUAAUAUAUUUAUUGCGUGAUAGGUGUGAUAUCCGUUAGUGUGUUGCAGCGGCUCGACAUUCUUUAUUGUUCUUUUAUAUCUGUUGCGGUUCUGCUCUACAACAAGUAUGAGGGGUCGAGGCAGUGGCUCAGGCCGUGGCACAGGCCGUGGCACAGGCCGAGGACGCGGACGAGGAGAUGACCCUGUUGUUGGCGAUACCGACGUUGCUGAGGAGCAACAACAGCUGGAGACCGGAGGACCUAUUCAGCCUCGGCAGCAGCGUGAGCCUGGCGAGCCCCCGGCUAUUCUGGACGACCAGGGCAGGGCGAGGGUUCACCCAGACCCUAGCAGGACUUUGUUGCUGGACUCAGGGCCGGUUUCUCGUGCCAUCAGAGAGAUUUUCAGGAAGUGCUGGUUCGAGACUGGCUAUGCAUGGCGCUUUCUGACUGCGGAUCAGAGGGAUUUCUAUUUCCAGGAGUUCCAGAAAGAAUUCUGGUGGGAUAGUUCUGUCUACAGCGACGAGCUCAUCAGACAGGUCUUUAUGACCCACGCAGCUACCCGCUACAAAGACAACGUCCAUAAAAUGAAGUCCAAAAAGCAGAAGCAUCAAUCUGUGGGCCAGGACAUAUGGGAUGCCUGGAAUGCCUUCUGGGACACAGAGGCGGAGAAGAAGAAGUCGGAGAUAGCCCGGGCAAACCGGAUGAGCGAGCCGGCGGGCGCCGGUACUGGACCGGUCCGUCAUACCGGGGGAUCCCGCUCAGCUCUCAAGCAUAUGGACGUGAUGGCUAAGGAGCUCGGCCGGAAACCGAGUGCGACGGAGCUGUACACUCGCAUUCACUCCACGAAGGGUGAGAAGAAGCCUGUAGACAAGCGGGCUCAGAACAUGACUGACGCUAUUGCUGAGAGGCUGGCUGCUGCGACUCAGUCGCCGACCGGAGAGGGUAGCUCGACGAGUCCAGCUGAGGUGGAUGAGACCCAACUGUUUCUGGACAUCGAGGGUGUCAAUAAGAAGCACCGCGUGUACGGUUUAGGGUCGGCGAGUAGCAGGUAUGCGGCCCCCAGUAGCAGCAGGGCGCAACGAGGCAGCUCUUCUAGGUCGACACAUCUUGCGGACGAGGACAUCGAGCGCCGUGUGCAGACAGGCAUUCAGGAGGGCCUGCGAGAGGUUGAGCAGAGGUUAGCGGAGCAAAAUCGUCAACAGCUGGCAGAGCAACGGCGUGAGCACCAAGCGGCAAUGGCCCAGCUUAUCCGAGAGGAGAUAGCAAGGAUGAUGCCUAAUCUUCCUCCAGAGUAUCAGCCACAGUUUCCCGCUCCCCCACCAGACCGUGAUGACACUACAGAUUUGUAGUGUCCUGUUAGAUUAGGAUUCAGAACUAAUUAUGUAUUUUUUUUCUUUUAGACGACGUUAUGUGUAUUUUGAUAUUUAUCUAUAUAUUCAGUGUCAACUUUCUAUUAA